Messenger RNA from Galeopterus variegatus (Sunda flying lemur), 1465 nucleotides. RefSeq names its product testis expressed 12 (gene TEX12). Bases 471 to 842 code for a protein of 123 amino acids. NCBI's taxonomy places the organism in Eukaryota, Metazoa, Chordata, Mammalia, Dermoptera, Cynocephalidae. Gene Ontology annotation, cellular component: central element. The record is from RefSeq and is a predicted model, not a curated record. Gene Ontology annotation, biological process: synaptonemal complex assembly. The transcript has 5 exons.
GAGGAAGGUUCUGACGCUGAGUUUUAGACUGAUUUUGGGGUGGGGCUGGAGGGAUGAGCUCCUGUGCGAGUGUGAUUGAGCGAGAAGCAAGGCAGUGAGAGGAUAGAAGGUUCUUUUUAGGGUCUCUUAGUGGGGCGGAAGCACAAGUAGGAAAGAGAGGGGAGGGAAGGUCGGGAAGAGAGAAAAAGGUAGGUGAAGUGACCUGAGGGCCAGAAUGGCGUUGAGAAGGAAGAGGAGACUAGAAGAAAGCAGAUGCAUAAGGCAGGGCAGGUAGUGCUUGGAAAUGACCAAGUCACCAGCGCCUAAGUUUGCAUAGCUGGAGUCAGUGGCUUUGAAUGUAGUUGUCACAGGAGAAGGACCAGCCUCUCCACAAGGCCUGGAUUCGGCUGAGGUCUUCAAUUAUGACGGAAAACUAACUCGUUUUCGCAGAAACAGAACUACUUAAUUAUAAAAGCUUGUGCCUCCAGAAUAUGAUGGCAAGUCACCUUGUAAAACCUGAUACUAGAAAUUGCAAGAGGCCAAGAGAAUUAGAGCCUCAAAUGCCAGAUAGUCCACAGCUGUCCUCUCUUGGAAAAUCAGAUUCAUCUUUCUCAGAAAGUUCUGUACUGUUUUAUAAAGAUGAAACCCUGGAGAAAGGUUUGAAUGAUAUGAGCAAGGAAAUUAAUCUAAUGUUGUCUACAUAUGCAAAGAUCUUAAGUGAGAGAGCAGCAGUAGACGCAUCUUACAUUGACGAGAUAGAUGGACUCUUCAAAGAAGCCAAUACUAUUGAAAACUUUUUAAUACAAAAACGAGAGUUCCUGAGACAGAGGUUUACAGUGAUUGCAAACACACUGCACAGAUAAAAUGUUACUUAAAAUAAGAUGAAAAUUUAAACCCAUUAUUGUUGUAAUAAAAAAAAUGAUAUUUAUGCUCUGAAAGCUCUCUAGUUGUUAAAGGAAAUGUGUAUCUUAAACAGAGAAGAGGAAACUCCUUGACUUUAUUUUCUAGACUUAAAAGGGGCUUCAAGCUGGAAAUUAAUUUGAAGUAAUGCAGUUUCUCUUUUAAGUGUCAAAUAUUUGGCAUAUUUUAUAAAAAUGUAAGGUAUUUAAAUUUAUGUGGAUUCUUCUCUUUCCUUAAACUUCCUAGCCUUUCUUAAACUUCUAAAAGAGGACCCAGUUGAUUUGAUAAUGUUUACAAUAUUGUUCUUUUUUCUUUAGAAUAUUUUCUUUAAAUAACAGAUAGCUUUGGUGAUAGUUUUAAAAUGUUUUUCAUGGUCAGUAUUAUAAAAGAACAUUAAAACCUUAAAGGUAAUUUGUCCAGUUUCUCAAUAUGUAAUAAAAUAUAACUGUGUGCUAUUGCUAUUUAAUUUUACUAUUUUAUUAUUUUCACUAUUAGUUAUUAUAUAUGGCUAAUCAAAGCUCUUGGUUUAAAAUUAUUUUCUUGUGGUAAAAGUAGUAAAAUAAAAACCAGAAAUUACUAACUAUAA